Molecule: messenger RNA, 894 nt
Organism: Candida tropicalis MYA-3404
Lineage: Eukaryota; Fungi; Ascomycota; Pichiomycetes; Serinales; Debaryomycetaceae
Exons: 1
Coding region: 1-894 (297 amino acids)
Cellular component (GO): cellular bud neck; fungal-type vacuole
Source: RefSeq, a predicted model, not a curated record
AUGCCAUUUCAGGAUCAAAUAAUUGGAGUUACAAUGACUACCGUGGCUGCGGUUAUCAAAAGAGCUGAUGAUGAUUCCACCACAACAACUAGUUUACCUACAGUUUCCUCCCUGGGUAUGCCAACUUUAUCUGACCCAAAUGCAUACACUACCCCAAGUGUCACUGUGCCACCAAAUAGUGGUAACCCUUUCAUAAUAAGACAAUCCAACCCGGCUGGAACUGUGUUUAUUGCUGUCGGGGCAAUAGUCGGAGCUAUUUUACUAGGUUUUAUCUUGUACCACUUGAUUGUUUCUUUGACUGCCUCUAGAUUGGCCAAAAGAACUAGUGCUGAUGAUAAGAAAUUAUAUGAAAAGUAUCAACACAAUAAUAAUAACGCUUAUGGAUUCUCUGGUAUGACACCACAAUCUACUUUGAACAAUUUCACCACCGAGUAUGGUGGUUCUGUUUCCAAAUUGCCUUUGUUGAAUAAAUCAUUUGGUAAUAUAAAUGGCUCACAAGUUGGAGAUAACUCAACAAUUUACCAAUCCGAAGUUGGUGCGGCUGUGACAUCAAAACACGAUUUAACAAAGAUGUUUGUUUCACCAACAGCUGAGGUUAUGCAACACAAGAGAGUCAGAUCUAGUCAUUACAAUCCAUCAUUAAGUAAUUUGUCUUUUGGUGGUUCCACAAGUAAUUUAGUUAAUCCAUCACCUGCUACAAAUAGACAUUCACAAGUGGUACCUAACUUGUACAUUAACCAAGAGGUCAACAAUAGUGAUUAUUCCUUAUCUCAACAAGGUUCUAUGGCAGCAUCGUCCCAACAACAAAGUCAACAACAGCAACAACUUUCUACUCCAUCCAAUAGAAGAACACUUCCUUCUAUGUAUCUUGAAGAUUUAAUUGAUAAAGAAUAG